Molecule: messenger RNA, 3073 nt
Organism: Seriola aureovittata
Lineage: Eukaryota; Metazoa; Chordata; Actinopteri; Carangiformes; Carangidae
Gene: wnt16
Product: wingless-type MMTV integration site family, member 16
Exons: 4
Coding region: 1505-2572 (355 amino acids)
Biological process (GO): canonical Wnt signaling pathway; neuron differentiation; cell fate commitment
Cellular component (GO): extracellular region
Molecular function (GO): cytokine activity; frizzled binding
Source: RefSeq, a predicted model, not a curated record
GUGUGUGUGUGUGUGUGGGGGGGGGGCGUGUAAGAGGAAGAGGGGGAGUAAUAAUGAGAAAAGAAAAAGAUGAACAUUUAAAAACUUCUCUCUUCUUGACGUGAAGGAGGCGUGGUCAACAGUCAAUAUUUGUUUUCUUUAUUUUAUUUACAACACAACAACAAGUUAGUCGCCGACGUUAGUUAGUGAGCAGCAGGUUGUUUCUAACCACAACCUGCUGCUAGUCAACACAAUCAGGUUAGCUUCAUAUGCACCUAGUUUCUGAAGAGCGCUGGCUAGUUUUACCACAGCAGCCGGGUUCUACUGUGUACUAACUAGUUCUGAUGCGUACUAACUAGUUUGUUAUGUUUAACUAGUCUCGUGUACACCUGUUGGCUCCUGAUGUGCUCAUAUUAGAAGUGAAUAUCUGAUCAUUAAUCAAAGAUUAAUAUUAUUGAUCCGCUCCUGUGUGGACCUCAGACCGGCCUAAUCAUUAAUCAAACAGUAAUAUUAUUGAUGAGCUGCCUCUCCUGUGUGUUUAUAUACCUCACUGAUUCCUGUUCCAGCUUCAACCAAAGACUCUGAUGACAAACGUCUUAUAUUUGAUCCUCUCUUAUAUUUUCUAUAUUUUUCUACAGAUGUUUAUUGUUUAUUGUUUAUCUCUCAACAUGUUUACAUGAUGGAAACUAGAGUCUAUGAAUAUUUAUAUGAAGGUUAUGAUUCUCUCAUUUAUAAUCCAACUGUGAAGACGUGGGAUCUGUUUUUAUUAUAUCUUUUCUACUUCACCUUUUUAAACUGUAACUUUACGCGUUUUAUUAAAGUCAUCAUAAAACUGAAGGUUUGACUUUUGGGUUUUUUUGAUGAAUUCUGCGAAGUUUUCAGUUCUCACCAGAUCAAAGGACUGUCUCUUCCAGCUGAUUGACUUCAGGUCCACAUUAAUGUCUGAUAAGAGACUCUUGAGCUUGGAUCCACUGAUGUGGCUGAAAGCUCUGGAAAACAUUGAAGGGGAUUAUUCAUUGAUUCUUCAGUUAAACCUGUCAGACAUGUCACAUGUCACCCGCCUCCAUCCCGCGCGGAUCAAACUCAGACUUCGUUCACAGAUCACACUCUUUCUCCUGUAUCACUCCCUGUCAACACAUAUUUUAAUAAUGGCGGAUCAGAUGUCAGUGUGCUGUCUGUCUCGGAUCCAUCCGUCCAAUUGGAGUCGGGCUGUGACGUCACUGCUGAAUAUGAAUCCUCGGCUGGUCCAAUGAGGAUCCUCCGGGCCUCGGACUGGUCCAGUCGCUCCUGCUGCUUCUCCCGUAGAAUAAAAACGUGUGGAAGCUGAGCGGAUUCCUGGAGAGUUUCUAACGGCUCAUCAGAGCGGGACAGCGGGGAGUCGGGCCGCCGCCUCACCGCAGGGUCAUUAAUGGACUGAGACCGGGAUUAAUGAAUGUGCUCUUGGACCGGGUCUUAGUAUGAGACAGAGACUCUGAUGGACUGAUGGACACCCUGCAGCCCUGCGGCUCAGAUAGAUGAAGAGGACAUGGAGACACGGAUCUGUGGAGUGCGACACAUGUGCACUCUGACUCUGCUGCUGGUGUCCGUGUGUCCGCUGUGCUGCAGAGCCAGCUGGAUGUGGUUGGGUGUGACCGCGGAGGGAGUGCCGGAGAAGCUGGGCUGUGCUAACCUCCCCCUGAGCCACAGGCAGCGGGAGCUGUGCCGGAAGAAACCCUUCCUGCUGCCCAGCAUCCAGGACGGAGCCCGGCUGGCCAUCACUGAGUGUCAGAGUCAGUUCAGACACGAGAGGUGGAACUGCUCCACCACCUCCGAGCCGUCCGUGUUCGGGUCCGAGUUAACGAGCGGAACCAAAGAAACAGCGUUUAUCUACGCAGUCAUGGCGGCGGGGCUGGUCCACGCCGUCACACGGUCCUGCAGUCAGGGCAACAUGACGGAGUGUGGCUGCGACGCUCGGCUGCAGGGCAGCGGCUCGACAGAGGAGGGCUGGCACUGGGGCGGCUGCUCAGACCACAUCCAGUACGGGACCUGGUUCAGCCGCAAGUUCAUCGACAAUAGCGUCAAAAACAUGUCGACGAGUAGAGGAGGGUACACACUGGUCACCAUGAACCAGCACAACACAGAGGCUGGACGGCAGGCCAUUGACAAAACGAUGUCCACAGACUGUCGUUGUCACGGCGUUUCUGGUUCCUGCGCGGUGAAGACGUGUUGGAGGACAAUGGCGGCGUUCGAGCGUGUGGGCAUGUACCUGAAGGAGCGAUAUGAGCGCAGUGUUCAGGUGUCAGACCGCUCGAGGAAGAAGCCGAGGAGGAAGGACCAGCGUCUCUUCCCUGUCGACAAACACCAGCUCAUCUUCUUCAACAAGUCUCCCAACUACUGCCUGGAGGACCGGCGGCGGGGUGUCGCCGGCACCAGAGGACGCCGCUGCAACCGGACGUCUGCCGGGCCGGACGGCUGCAACCUGCUGUGCUGCGGCCGAGGAUACAACACACACGUGGUGAGACACGUCCAGCGCUGCGAGUGCAAGUUCGUCUGGUGCUGCUACGUCCAGUGCAGGCGCUGUGAGAGCAUGAAUGACAUGCACACCUGUAAAUAAAGGAAUCGGCACAAGAUCAAGAUCACACCUGAGAAUCAAGAUCUCACCUGAGAACGAAGAUCUCAUCUGAGGACAAAGAUCUCAUCUGAGAACAAAGAUCACACCUGAGAAUCAAGAUCUCAUCCGAAACAUCUCACCUGUAUGAACCACAGAUGUUAAUGAAAACAUCUACCUGUGGAGAGACAAACCCAUGAGUCAGCGAUGGACAGAUUUUACUGGAUUUCCCUGUGACCAAUCACAAAGCUUUCCACACCUAUCACCUGUGCAGCAGAGGACGGGCUGUGAUUGGUUGAUGUGAUGCUGCAGAGGAUGACCUCCUGAAAUGUUCAUUCUCUUUACAGCGCCCACCCCACCUUUCCUUCACCUGUAAACAUUGACGGACAUAGUGAAGACAGAGUUUGUUUUCUUCUUUUAGUUCUUUAGAAAAACUGAAAAAUUAAUUUUAAAAUGAAAUCAAAUGUUUUUGUAUUUUAUUUUUGGCAAUAAACAUAACUUAUGUGU